Syngnathus acus (greater pipefish) is the source of this 1757-nucleotide messenger RNA. RefSeq names its product yippee-like 3 (gene ypel3). The record is from RefSeq and is a predicted model, not a curated record. Bases 350 to 709 code for a protein of 119 amino acids. Lineage: Eukaryota; Metazoa; Chordata; Actinopteri; Syngnathiformes; Syngnathidae. The transcript has 5 exons.
UUCAGACUUCCCCCCAAGUAUGUUUUUAUAAACAAACCACAUUUCUCAUCCGUCUGCUGCGCGAUUAGUCACGAAUGUGUCAAAUUGCUCCCUUUGUCGACUCUCUCUUUUUUUCGUAACAAAACAUAUAUUCUUUGGACUCGAUUACGUUUUGCAAAGAAACGCGGUACCGCAUGUCAUAAACAGAAGCCGUUUGUAUUGUCUUUAUUGUCCAAGACGUCAACGCGUGGUGGGCUUCUUGCUGUGAGCCCAAUUUACGCUUCGUACCGUUUUAGUCUUCUUUUUUUUCACCUGAUAAUCACAUUGAUCCACAGUGUGUUGGCAGAAAAGAGACUUGACAUCGGGAGAUAUGGUGAAGCUGACGAAAGCCAAGACGUUCCAGGCUUACCUGGACUCUUGUCACCGCCGCUACAGCUGUGUGCACUGCCGCGCCCAUCUAGCCAACCAUGAUGAUCUAAUCUCGAAGUCUUUCCAAGGGAGUCAAGGCAGAGCUUACCUCUUCAACUCUGUGGUGAACAUCGGCUGUGGUCCUGCAGAGGAGAGGCUGCUGCUCACGGGACUUCACGCAGUGGCUGAUAUCUACUGUGAAAACUGUCACACUACCCUGGGCUGGAAAUAUGAACAAGCCUUUGAAUUGAGUCAGAAGUACAAGGAAGGAAAGUACAUCAUCGAGCUGUCCCACAUGAUAAAAGACAACGGCUGGGACUGAGCGGGAAGUCUUCAUUGUUCUCCAUGACUUUUGUUUUCCAAGUUGCAUCCCCUCGUCUUAGCAGGGCUCCAGUGUAGCUUCCCUCAUCCCGCGUUGGACCCGUCGCUGUGCCACACUUUCACUCUCCAUGGCUUGGCCAUGAAUAGCAUGUGAUGCCUUAUCUUCCUCCUUUCUUUGUGUGUUUUCCAGCAGCCACAGCAAGGUUUCUGAUAAUGCAAUCCUAAUUGCUAGUUGUGCUUGGUGUAGGUGAGAAUGACUGUAGGGUUGGUUGGUUAUUGGAUUUUUAGGCGUGUGUUUGAGUGAUGAACCUCUUACCAGUGAUCUAUAAUCAAAGUAGGGUAAAAGCCGGUGCAAGUCAUGCAAAAGUGACCCCACCCUAAGUUUACAAUGCCGUUUUAGAUACAUCUGGCCAAGGUGCAGAUUCUACAAAUGAAAAGAUGAAGCAGCAUUUAUUUUUUAACAAUUAUGAUCAUUUCUGUUUUUACAUGAAGAUAGUAACCUCAGAGUGUCACAAAUACAAGUUGGUGAAUAGUAAUGGUAAUCAUGCCCAUGCACAUUCCCUGCAGGCAAUUUUAAACCUGAACUAUCUUCUGCUUUUAGGUAUGUGAGUCUGUGCGUACAUGUGAACCUGUUUAUUCAGCUCUGUGGGAAAUUUGGGAGGCCAAAGAGCACAUAUUCAGUCAAGUGUGGGCGUGUCAAUAGCAAAACUGGCUCUCUGGUAGGUGUCAGAUGCUUGAAUUUGAUCAUUUGAUUUGGAGUCAAUGUGUCUCACAGGGAUUGAAUUUCAAGUUUGUUUGCAGUGUAUGCCUGGAGUUUUACCUGCACAAUUAGGAUAUCCACUGCUUGCUGACAUUUUAGAGAUCAAGCCUCUUGUGUUUGUGUGCAGUGUAACACUUGAGAGGCCCUUGCAGCUCCAUUUACUCAAUCAUGUUUGAGCAAUGCGUGAUUAGAAUUAUAGCAUAUUUAUGGUGAUUUUUUUAUUGUCUGCUUCUUUUCAUUAAAGCAUAAUUUUAAUCUGAUCUUUCAUUAAAAUACAGUCCAUCUGUAA